AUGGGGAAGAGCAGUGAGAAGCCGACGAACAGCGAGGCGCCUAUGCUGAUCGCAUUCGCCGCUGACCCCUAUUACCGCGCCAUGCUUUACGUGGUCGUUUUCAUCCUCGCGCACUUGGGGGUGCUGUACAACACGGGAUUCGACGCGACUGAGGUCGCCAGGCGUUCGGUGCUGGUGAACAUGCUGCAUAUGGCAGACAGCAAAUGGGCGGUCUGGCUUUUCGCCCUUCAGGCAGGAGUUGGAUUCCUGUCCCUGUGCGUAUACGCGUCCAAGUUCGUUGCUGCAGGAGCGCCGCUGCCGUUCAUUCUUCACGAGCACACCGACCUGGUCGGCCACACCGCCGUCAUAACUGGAGGUACGGGUGGUGUCGGCAGGGAGACGGCGUUGCAGCUGCUACUAUGGAGGUGCAAAGUAGUGAUCCUCGGCCGGGACAAAACUAGGGGUGCGAACGCCGUGGAGUACCUUCGACAAAAGGCUAACGUGGGAUUCGUUCCCAGUAACAUGAUACAAUACGUGGAAAUGGACCUCAACGACAAAAAGUCUAUCGCAAUGGCCGCAGAAGAGAUCUUAAGGACGAACGCUUCAAUAGAUUUCCUCAUCAACAACGCCGGAAUCGCCGACGAUGCCACGUUGAACGCGUACAAAAUGGAGACCAUGUUCGCCGCCAACUUCCUCGGGCACUUCUACUUCACCGAGCUGCUCAUGGACGCUCUCAAGAGGGACAAAGCGCGGAUAAUCAACUUAUCCAGCGUGGCGCACUAUGACUACGACCCCAACGAUGACCCGCUCCUCAAGGGUGGCGACACCAUGGAGCUCUCGGGAAAAGCAAACUUCCGAACUUAUUACGGAAGGUCAAAGCUCUUCAACAUAUGGCACACUCAAUCGCUGCAACGGAGGUUUGACAGGCUGGACAAGGAGGACAGGGGCGUCGUGUGCUUCUCAGCUGCGCCGGGCAUUGUGGCGACGCCACUGCUGCGAAACUACAUGCUGCGGUUCGUGCCGCCGAUGUGCAUUGCCAUCGGCUGGUGCUUCACCAAAACGCCCAAAGACGGUGCGAACACUACACUGUACCUAUGCUCCGCGCCGCUAGAGGAGCUCACCCCUGGAGGGUACUACUACGAGUGCAAACUCGGGUACGUGAGCAAGCACGCGCAAGAUGUGCCCAAGCAAGAGGCCUUGUAUGCACUUGCGGAGAGAAUGAUUAGGAAUUAA
Messenger RNA from Babesia ovata, 1212 nucleotides. RefSeq names its product short-chain dehydrogenase, putative. NCBI's taxonomy places the organism in Eukaryota, Apicomplexa, Aconoidasida, Piroplasmida, Babesiidae. The transcript is spliced from 4 exons. The coding region runs from base 1 to 1212 and encodes 403 amino acids. The record is from RefSeq and is a predicted model, not a curated record.